Molecule: messenger RNA, 1257 nt
Organism: Penicillium expansum
Lineage: Eukaryota; Fungi; Ascomycota; Eurotiomycetes; Eurotiales; Aspergillaceae
Product: Major facilitator superfamily domain, general substrate transporter
Exons: 5
Coding region: 1-1257 (418 amino acids)
Biological process (GO): transmembrane transport
Molecular function (GO): transmembrane transporter activity
Source: RefSeq, a predicted model, not a curated record
AUGGACGUCCCCAGCUCAAGGCCUAUUGGCUAUACAUGGCGCUCUUCUAGGUGGUUCAUCAUCAGUACCGUUUCAAUUGCGUUGUUCAUUGAAUUGUUUCUCUAUGGUUUCCUGGUACCCAUGCUGCCGUACCUAUUCGAAGAUCGCCUCCACAAAGAUCCCUCUCAAACCCAACGUUUGACUGCGGGAAUCCUGACCCUUCAUGGCCUCGUCUCUGCCAUUUCCGGUCCCCUAAUUGGACAUUUUGCGGAUAAGAUGCCCAAUAGGCGGACACCGCUGCUUUUAUCUCUUGCGGGGUGUGUCGUGGGAACAAUUCUAGUCGCGUGGUCACCUUCACUUGUUGUACUUCUCCUCGGUCGAGUACUUCAAGGAAUUGCUGGCUCAGCCGUCUGGAUUGUCGGCCUUGCUACCGCAGCAGAUACUGUGCAUGAGAGUGACAUGGGCAAAAUGAUGGGCGUGAUUAUGUCCUUUGCCAGCGCUGGUAUAAUCAGCGGGCCCAUGGUCUCCGAGAAUCCACAGCAUUCGAGCCCUGUUUACUCUGAUAACUCGGAUGAAACAACGACCCUUCUCCCCUCACAGACGCAAAUUGAGCCCCAUGACGCAUCUACCACAUUCGGAUUCUGGAUAUUCCUGCUUCGUGAUAGUCGCGUGCUGACAGCUUUGGCUGUUACGAUUUUGACCACAGCCAUCCUCACCAGCUUCCAUGCCACACUUCCUCUGCACACAGGUGAGGCAUUUGGAUGGACACCAAGAGAUGUUGGGAUAAUGUUCUUCCUCCUCUCUGUCCCCGCUCUCUUCCUCAGUACCCCGGCUGGAUGGCUGCGUGAUUGCAUCGGGGUCCGAUUGCCUAUCACCAUCAGUCUUGCUCUGCAUGCAGUAUUUCAUGUCCUUGUCGGAGUGGCCGGGAAUAAGCAUUUCCCCUGGACAACUUUGCAGCAUCGGGGUCCAGCAUUGUAUAUAUCAUCGAUUAUUUGUCUUGGUGUUCUGCGACCUUUUGUGACUGGUGUUGGGCCUGUGGAAGUGACUGCUUCUGUUCGAGCUUACGAGAAGGAGACUCCGGGUAUCUUUGGACCUCGCGGGGGCCUGUCUUGCGUGUAUGCUAUGACUGAUGUCGCUGCGACCAGCGGGAUGACCAUUGGCCCAGCCAUCUCUGGAUUCCUCCGGGAAAGGUUUGGCUACACUUCCAUGAAUUCGGUUUUCAGGGUUGUUUAUAUUAUCCUCGCCAUUUUUGCUGCGUGUUUUUUACGAUCAAAGUGA